Coregonus sp. 'balchen' is the source of this 4218-nucleotide messenger RNA. The record is from the annotation of a GenBank genome assembly. Lineage: Eukaryota; Metazoa; Chordata; Actinopteri; Salmoniformes; Salmonidae.
AUGUACUUACACUGGUCACUCACUAGCAUCUACUUACAUUGGCCCAUCAAUAGCAGCUACUUACACUGGCCCGUCAAUAGCAGCUACUUACACUGGCCAAUCAGUAGCAGCUAUUUACACUGGCCCAUCAAUAGCACUUACUUACACUGGCCCAUCAAUAUCAGCUACUUACACUGGCCCAUCAAUAGCAGCUACUUACACUGGCCCAAUACUAGCAAUUACUUCCACUGGCCCAUCAUUAGCAAUUACUUCCACUGGCCCAUCAAUAGUAGCUACAUACACUGGCCCAUCAAUAGCAGCUACUUACACUGGUCUAUCAAUAUCUGCUACUUACACUGGCCCAUCAUUAGCUGCUACUUAUAAUGGGCCAUCAAUAGUGCUACUUAAACUGGCCCAUCAAUAGUAGCUACUUACACUGGCCCGUCAAUAGCAGCUACUUACACUGGCCCAUCUCUAGCAGCUACUUACGUUGGCCCAUCAAUAGCAGCUACUUACACUGGCAAAUCAAUAGCAGCUACUUACACUGCCCCAUCAAAAUCAGCUACUUACUCUGCCGAUCAAUAUCAGCUAAUUACACUGGCCAAUCUAUAGCAGUUUCUUACACUGGCCCACCAAUAGCAGCUACUAACACUGGCCCAUCACUAGCAAUUACUUACACUGGCCCAUCAUUAGCAGCUACUUACACUGGCCCAUCACUAGCAAUUACUUCCACUGGCCCAUCAUUAGCAGCUACUUACACUGGCCCAUCAAUAGCAGCUACUUACACUGCCCAUCAAUAUCAGCUAAUUACACUGGCCAAUCAAUAGCAGCUUCUUUCACUGGCCCAUCACUAGUAUCUACUUACACUGGCCCAUUCUCUAGCAGCUAAUUACAGUGGCCCAUCAGAAGCAGCUACUGACACUGGCCUUUCACUAGCAGCUAUUUACACUGGCCCAUCACUAGUAGCUACUUACACUGGCCCAUUUUCUAACAGCUACUUAUGCUAACCAAUCAAUAGUAGGUACUUACACUGGCCCAUCCCUAGCAGCUAUUUACACUGGCCCAUCACUAGUAGCUACUUACACUGGCUCAUUCUCUAGCAGCUACUUACAGUGGCCCAUCAAUAGCAGCUUCUUACACUGGCCAAUCAAUAGCAGCUACUUACACUGGCCUAUGAAGAGCAGCUACUGACACUGGCCUUUCACUAAAGCUAUUUAUACUGGCCCAUUACUAGUAGCUACUUACACUGGCACGUUCUCUAGCCGCUACGUACGCUGGCCCAUCAACAGCAGGUACUUACACUGGCCCUUCAAUGUCAGCUACUUAUACUGGCCCGUCAAUAUCAGCCACUGACACUGGUCCAUUACUAGCAACUACUUACACUUGCCCAUCAGUAGCAGCUACUUACUCUGGCCCAUCAAUAUCAGCUACUUACACUGGCAAAUCAAUAGCAGCUACUUACACUGCCCCAUCAAAAUUUGCUACUUACACUGCCCAUCAAUAUCAGCUAAUUACACUGGCCUAUCUAUAGCAGCUUCUUACACUGUCCCAUCAAUAGCAGCUACUAACACUGGCCCAUCACUAGCAGCUACUUACACUGGCCAAUAACUAGCAGCAAUCUACACUGGCCCAUCACUAUCACAUACUUACACUGGCCAAUCACUAGUAGCUACUUACACUGGACCGUCACUAGGAACGAAGAACGGUGGCCAAUCAAUAGCAGCUACUUACACUGCCCAUCAAUAUCAGCUAAUUACACUAGCCAAUCAAUAGCAGCUUCUUACACUGGCCAUCACCAACAGCUACUUAUACUGGCCCAUCAAUAGCAGCUACUUACAACUGGCCAUCACAAGAAGCAACUUACUCUGGCCCAUCAAAAUCAGCUACUUACACUGCCCAUCAAUAUCAGCUAAUUACAACUAGCCAAUCAAUAGCAGCUUCUUACACUGUCCCAUCUAUAGCAGCUACUAACACUGGCCCAUCACUAGUUGCUGUUAAUACUGGCCUAUCACUAGAAGCAACUUACACUGGCCCAUCACUAGUAGCUACUUACACUGGCUCAUUCUCUAGCAGCUACUUACAGUGGCCCAUCAAUAGCAGCUUCUUACACUGGCCAAUCAAUAGCAGCUACUUACACUGGCCUAUGAAGAGCAGCUACUGACACUGGCCUUUCACUAAAGCUAUUUAUACUGGCCCAUUACUAGUAGCUACUUACACUGGCACGUUCUCUAGCCGCUACGUACGCUGGCCCAUCAACAGCAGGUACUUACACUGGCCCAUCAAUAGCAGCUACUUAUACUGGCCCAUCAAUAUCAGCCACUCACACUGGUCCAUUACUAGCAACUACUUACACUUGCCCAUCAGUAGCAGCUACUUACUCUGGCCCAUCAAUAUCAUGUACUUACACUGGUCACUCACUAGCAUCUACUUACAUUGGCCCAUCAAUAGCAGCUACUUACACUGGCCCGUCAAUAGCAGCUACUUACACUGGCCAAUCAGUAGCAGCUAUUUACACUGGCCCAUCAAUAGCACUUACUAUACACUGGCCCAUCAAUAGCAGCUACUUACACUGGCCCAAUACUAGCAAUUACUUCCACUGGCCCAUCAUUAGCAAUUACUUCCACUGGCCCAUCAAUAGUAGCUACAUACACUGGCCCAUCAAUAGCAGCUACUUACACUGGUCUAUCAAUAUCUGCUACUUACACUGGCCCAUCAUUAGCUGCUACUUAUAUGGGCCCAUCAAUAGUAGCUACUGAAAACUGGCCCAUCAAUAGUAGCUACUUACCAAUGGCCCGUCAAUUAGCAGAUAACUUACCACUGCCCAUCAUAGCAGCUACUUACGUUGGCCCAUCAAUAGCAGCUACUUACACAGCAAAUCAAUAGCAGCUACUUACAAUGCCCCAUCAAAAAUCAGCUAACUACUCUGCCGAUCAAAUCAGCUAAUUACAAUGCCAAUCUAUAGCAGUUUCUUACACUGGCCCACCAAUAGCAAGCUAAUAAACACUGGCCCAUCAAUAGCAAUUCCUUACAUGGCCCAUCAUUAGGAAGCUACUUACACUGGCCAGUCACUAGCAAUUACUUCCACGGGCCCAUCAUUAGCAAGCACCUACCACGGCCCACAAUAGCAGCUACGUUACACUGCCCAUCAAUAUCAGCUAUUACACUGGCCAAGCAAUAGCAGCUUCUUUCAUGGCCACUCAAUAGCAGCUUCUUUCAAUGGCACAUAAUUAGCUUGCUACUUAUAAUGGCCAUCAUAAUUUGCUCUUUACACUGGCCCAUCAUAGUAGCUACAUACACUGGCCUAUCAAUAGCAGCUACUUACACUGGUCUAUCAAUAUCUUCUACUUACACUGGCCCAUCCUUAUCUGCUACUUAUAAGGGCCAUCAAUAGUAUCUACUUACACUGGCCCAUCAAUAGUAGCUACUUACACUGGCCCAUCAAUAGCAGCUACUUACGUUGGCCAAUCUAUAGCAGUUUCUUACACUGGCCGAUCAAUAGCAGCUACUAACACUGGCCCAUCACUAGCAAUUACUUACAUUGGCCCAUCAUUAGCAGCUACUUACACUGGCCCAUCACUAGCAAUUACUUCCACAUGGCCCAUCAUUAGCAGCUACUUACACUGGCCCAACAAUAGCAGCUACUUACACAGGUCUAUCAAUAUCUGUUACAUACACUGGCCAAUCAUUACUGCUACUUAUAAUGGGCCAUCAAUAGUAGCUACUAAAACUGGCCCAUCAAUAGUAGCUACAUACACUGGCCCAUCAAUGGCAGCUACUAACACUGGCCCAUCACUAGCAAUUACUUACACUGGCCCAUCAUUAGCAGCUACUUACACUGGCCCAUUACUAGUAGCUACUUACACUGCCACGUUCUCUAGCCGCUAUGUACGCUGGCCCAUCAACAGCAGGUACUUACAUGGCCCUUCAAUAGCAGCUACUUACACUUGCCCAUCACUAGCAGCUAUUUACACUGGCCCAUCACUGUUAGCAACUUACACUGGCCCAUUCUCUAGCAGCUACUUACACUGGCCCACCAAUAGCAGCUUCUUACACUGGCCAUCACCAAAAGCUACUUAUACUGGCCCAUCAAUAGCAGCUACUUACACUGGCCCAUCACAAGAAGCAACUUACUCUGGCCAAUCAUUAGCAGCUACUUACACUGGCCCAUCAAAAUCAGCUACUUACAACUGCCCAUCAAUAUCAGCUAAUUACACUAGCCAAUCAAUAGCAGCUACCUAA